Molecule: messenger RNA, 1532 nt
Organism: Lecanosticta acicola
Lineage: Eukaryota; Fungi; Ascomycota; Dothideomycetes; Mycosphaerellales; Mycosphaerellaceae
Source: the annotation of a GenBank genome assembly
AUGGGAGAUAAAGACGCUCCAGACGGCGAUAUGGCUGCUGCCUCCAAAGUCGAGACCGCUGCCGAGGCCACUCCCAGCUCUCUCGAAUCGACUCCCGAGCAGGAAGCAGGCGUAGAGCCAACCCAAGAACCCGCACAACCCCAGAAACGUAAGGGUGGAAGGAAGCCCGUAAGUCCAUGUGAUGACUCGUGUCGCCUGUCGUCCCUCGCUUACCUCGUCGCAAGAUAUACGCUACGUCCGAGGAGAGGAAGCAGCGAAACCGUCAAGCGCAGGCGGCGUUUCGCGAGCGAAGGACCGAAUACAUCAAACAGCUGGAAGCUACCAUCAAACAGAAUGAAGAUACGCUGGCCAAUCUGCAGCAAAGCCAUCGGACUGCCGCAGACGAGUGUCUCAUGCUCCGAUAUAAAAAUUCCUUACUCGAGAGAAUUCUGCUCGAGAAAGGUACGGCCGCGAUUUCGCUGCAACUGAACUGCUUUGCUGACUGCCAACAGGCAUUGACGUCCAGGCGGAACUGCAGAUGAAGACCGGCAGCCCAGUGGUAGGGCAUGGCUUCAUGCAACCCGUCACUGGGGUCUCGCAACCAUCUCAGUUGCAACGAACAGCCCUACAGCGGCAGCAAGCCAGGCGUUCAGGCAGCCAAAACUUCUUGCCCAAGCUCGCACCGGGCCAGCCAAAUCCCGACCUGAGCUUUUCUGCCAAUUCUCCGCACGCACACCCGACCCCCUCUUCACACGCUUCCUCGCCAAGUCAGAUGUCCAUGAGGUCUCCCAUGAAUAUGCAACAAGGUGGGAUGACUCCACCGACGUCCGCUGUAAACGCUCAGCCACAGGCACAGCAUUUCCAGACAUUGGGCGCGCGAACGUCGCAGCAUCAACCUAGCUCGGCCUAUUACCAAGCCCAACAACCUUCGCAUAUCCAACGAGCGACCCACCGAGCGACUCCGUCCACGUACCGAGGCAGCGCGAGCGGCGCAUCAAGUGUCUCUGGUGGCAGUCUCCCCAACAUGAGCCAGGCAAUGAGUGCCACGGCCACGGGAGCAACAGCCCCCCAAUCAGCAUCGACCUUCUUCCCAGGCCCAUUCCAGAAACACUACGAUCAGCUCGGCAAGUUGACCCCUUAUCUUCACAGUGGGACUGUGUUCGUCCUAGGCUGAUUCCGUGAGUACAGACCAGGAGUACGAUACGCAACACUCCCAAUCCAUUCUCGAAGAGCCGGAGCAAGAUGGCCCGGCCCCAGAACGAUCGCCUCGACUGCAUGGUUCAUAUCCGCCGCAAUAUAAUCAUGCACAAGGACAGCAGGGUGUCGAAUACUUCCAUUCGUCACAGGACAUGCAAGCAGGCGCCCAGCAGCAAUUGCAACAACAGGCACAAUUCGGACAGCCGCACAUGCCAUCGAACCAGACUGGUGGUUCUGACGGGCAAUACGAUGUCGACCCUAGCGACCCCAUGCUCGAUGCUGAUCCGUUCGGACUGUCUGCAAGUAUGCACUAUCCAACCAACUAUUCUUUCGAUCAGCAUCAAAGUCAACGGUGA